Molecule: messenger RNA, 525 nt
Organism: Cuscuta campestris
Lineage: Eukaryota; Viridiplantae; Streptophyta; Magnoliopsida; Solanales; Convolvulaceae
Source: the annotation of a GenBank genome assembly
UUAGGUAACCAUACAAUCUGAACUAGUGGGAGGUGGAGGAGGUAGUCCUUGGGAGUUCGACUGCAGCAGAGAUGCAGCCAUAAAAAACAUAUUAAUCAGCUCCGGCGUAGUCAUAGAUGCCGUCACUUUUACUGCCAUCGAUCGUAAAACCAAACAAGUCAUUGCCACCCAGAAGUUCGGUGGUAAUGGUGGCCACACAAAUUGAUAUUGAUUGGCCUGAAGAAAAAUUGAUGAUGAUUAGUGGAACUACAGGUUCAGGUCGGUACUACAUUGUAACUGCGGAUGGACCAAAAGAUAUAUGUCUCAUUACGUCUCUAGCUUUCCAUACUAACAAGAGAAAGUAUGGUCCUUAUGGUAAUGGACAAGGCACUUAAUUUAAAACCCCGAUAGAGGGUGAAAUCGUUGGGUUUUUUGGACGUGCCGGUUUGUUCAUUGAUGCUAUAGGUGUUUAUAGCUAUGUUUGGUAGAAUUUUUCAGAGCGCUUUUGGUGUUUUGAAUGAGUAUUGAUAUUGAGUUUGUCUAGGA